GAUUGGGACUUUGACACUUAGCGUGCCUUGCGAUUCUGCUUUUUCCUCCCUACAUUCACUCACUUAAGUGAUGACGAUUACUUCGUCGACGGCCUUGACGUGCUGUGGCCUUCGUGUGCAAAUAUGUGAAACUCCCUGCCAUUCACCAGAUUUGCCACACCACAGCCCUGACGUUCCAUUUCCUAAAUUUGGACGAGAUGGGGACGAGUUUGGAACAGUGCGUGGCCCCUUGUUAUUUACUCCUCGAUACACAUACUCUCCUCUUUUGCUGUGCCGUAGUUGUGCACGAGGGCUGUGUGAAACUACCAUGACUCUGGUGGAGAGUGAGGAAAAGAGCGGCAACGGGCCGUGGAGUGUCAGGAUGGUCAGCGGGCAGAGUGUGGUCGCGUUGCGGUGGUAAUUAGAUGCCACAGCGCACGAACGCACUCGGGUUGUGUGUGUGGAUGUGCGACGGAAAAUGAGCUCGUGUUAGCUUUGUAGAGGGGGUGAUGGCAAGGGCAAGGGCGAGGGCGAGGGCUUAGAAGUGUAGGUGGAUUCGGAUUCUGGAAUUAGGGAGAUUACGUCGGGAAUGUGGUCGAAUGGAGGGCAGGUGGAGUUCAAAACAUGGAAAACUUUUCGGUGCGCUUCGGAAUGCUAUCUGAUACUCCCGUUCCCCCCUCACGUAAUUGGGUUAGGUUUUCGGAUUUGACAAAAUGCGAGACAGUAGUGCAAAGACAGAUACUUCCUCCGACAUGGAUGGUGACCCUAAGUUAGAUGACGGUCAUCAUUUAGUCACUGGAGGCUCAAAUGACUCUAGUCACGAAGCUGGAACCAAGAACGGUGACUUCAAGGUUCUCAGACGUCUGGCACAAAAUCGUGAAGCAGCCCGAAAAAGCAGGCUUAGGAAAAAGGCCUAUGUGCAGCAGUUAGAGUCCAGUCGUAUCAAAUUGAACGAGCUUGAGCAAGAGCUUCAAAGAACUCGGCAACAGCAGGGAUUAUAUCUCGGACCUGGCUCGUGCAGCGUUGACCAAAAUGGUCAUUCAGCUGGAGGCACUUGGGGGACUAACAGUAGUUCAGUAGCCGCAGCCUUUGACAUGGAGUACGCAAAAUGGGUUGAAGAGCAUCACCGGCAGACCAGUAAGCUCCGUGCUGCUUUACAGGGUCAUGUCGCCGACUCUGAACUGCGGGUACUUGUGGAUGCGGGAUUGGCACAUUAUGAUGACCUUUUUCGACUCAAGGCCGUUGUUUCUAAAGCUGAUGUUUUCCAUCUUGUAUCCGGCAUUUGGAAGUCUCCUGCAGAGCGGUGCUUUAUGUGGAUGGGUGGAUUUCGCCCCUCUGGGCUACUGAAGAUAUUACUACCACAGAUAGAACCUUUGACAGAUCAACAAGCGUCAAACAUCUGCAACUUGCAGAAAGCUUCUCAACAAGUUGAAGAUGCUCUUUCUCAGGGGAUGGAAGUACUUCAGCAAUCACUUGCCGACGCUCUCUCUGUUGGUUCUCUUGGCUCAUCAGCAAAUGUAGCUAUUUAUAUGGGACAGAUGGCCAUGGCCAUGGGGAAACUUGGCACACUUGAAGCUUUCAUGUGUCAGGCCGAUAAAAUACGUCAACAAACAUUACAGCAAAUGCACCGGGUGUUAACCACGCGCCAAGCAGCCCGGGGGCUUCUCGCUAUGGGGGACUACUUUGCUCGUCUUCGCGCAUUGAGUUCCCUUUGGUCUGCCCGGCCUCGUGAAUGAGAAGUAUAACUGUACCAGGCUGUGAAAACAGUCCUUGACGCAGGUGUGGAAGCUCCAGCAGUCAACAAUCCUGAUAAGCUAUCCAGCUCAGAUUGCACAAUAUGCCGUAUGAUGUCGUUUCAGACGAACUUCGAUGAUGACGGGUUGUGAGUGUGGUCGUAUAUUGCUACAAGGCCAUGCAUGGCUUGGGUACGCUUGCGUGUAACGUUGACGCAGUUCCAACACUGGCAGAAUGUACUUCAAGAUAAGGAAGAGGAAAACAAUUACAUGCAUCCUAUGCGUUAGAAGUUCUCAUCAGAUUAACGUGAACAUGCCAUAGAGGAUUCAUGUGCAGCGAAUCAUCCAAGUAUUAAUCACAGCCUUACCAAUCUUCGAAACUCACGGCAAUGUUUGCGGUCACCAGUUCCAAUCAUUGGAGAAGCCAAACAGGCACGAAGUUCGUGAACUUACCUUCUCGCUUCACUUGAGAGUACCACUGCAACAUUAUAGAAUAUAUGCUUUGUGAAGAUCCUUUCGACAUGUAUAGUGAAAUGCGUUCUUACAAAGCAUUCAUAAUUGGAGUUUCAGCAAUUGUUGCUUUGCGAGUGAAAGCUUCAGAUAUUUAGACCUGGAGCUGCAAGAAAGGCUCACCUCGAAAAGCGGCUAGCUUUGCUGGAAGUUUUUGUACACCGCAGGAUUUGUAGUCCUGAUUUUGGUCCGGUCCUAUAGUCGCCAAUUUAGCCAUGGCUCUUAUUCCUGAAUGACGGGAUCACUUCCAGUCUGAUGAUCUCUGAGCGAGACUGCCAUCUCUGCAAUGGAACUGCCCCCAUUGACUUCGAUAUUUUCUUGGUUGUCUAUUCGAUGAUAGCUGCCGGUGUAGAGAUUACAAACGGAGUUGCGCACUGGCAGGGUUGGAGCUGAAUCCAUUGGUGUUGGAGCAUAUUACCAGGAUUCGUUUGUGAACAAGCGAGCAAGGUAGGUUUGCGUGUCUUUCAUGUUUGAGGUUUUCAAUUUGGUUUUGUUUUGUUUUGUUUGUUUGUUUGUUUGUUUGUGUGUUUUUGCUUUUUUGCUUUUUUUGCUUUUUGUCUUUUUUUCUUUUGUGUAAAGAUCAUUUUUCGGAUCUUAGUACGAUCCUCUCUAAAUAGGAUUUCACUUGUGUUGUAUGGGUUCAAUAUUUUUGGAGAACGUAAUCACCCUGCAGCCAAUAAAAUAAAACACCUGCUGGAGUUGCGGAAUCUCGUACAAUCCCGAUUCGCUGAGGAAGAUAAACUCCCAAAGACGUGUUCAUUAGAACUUGUCAGAUUCAGGAAGUUCCCUUCCGAAGCAACGGGCAUCCCUGCAUCUUUUUCCCGACUCUCUUGAUGCUUCUGUGCGAGUUGCUAAGAAACAUUAGGCAACCCUUGAAGACAUCUAGUUCAUCGAUCGCAGUUCUUGAUUAAGAUGUGCAUCGCUUUGAUCUCUUGACGAGACCCCAGGAGUUAACUACGGUUACGGAACAUGUUUUUUAAAAACUCUUGUAGAAAUGGAACCGAGGUGGGUACGAUUCGCUUGAAGCAAGUGCAGUGAUCUGCUCAGCCUGACGGAAUCAACUUAAGUCGUACAAAACUCACUGUAAGUUUCAGACACUGUUGCUCGACUGUUACUUGUGUCACGUGCCCUGUACACAGAAAUUGUCUUCAAUCCCAUGCCACUCCAGUUCCCGAUGCAUCUUUCUUUUAAUUGUUUUUAAAAAUAAAAAUAAAAACAAACAUUACUAGAAUUGUAAAUCUCAAAUCACAGAUUAAAUGGUUUGUGUCUUUGUAUUCAAAUGACAUAUUAUCCUACAAUUCAAUAGUGGGAAUGGAUUCUUACUGUGGUGAAGAAAAUAACUUAAAUUCAGCAAAAAAGUAACUUGGGUACUAGCUAAGCUGUGAUUCGAGAGGAUAUUUUUUGAUCCCUAUACAAGUCCAAAAGGUUGGUUAGAGCUACUCUAAGCAGCAGAGACUGCUUAACUUCGUAUGGAGGGAUUGGAUGUUCAUUUACAUGUUUGUUUGUGCACAAAUAGUUUCCCCGGCCAAAGGUAGGUCAAUAAUGGGAGUCAAAGUGAAUCCAAGUUACAUAAAAUAUGACAGCGAACUCAUGAGCUGGUGAGGAAUCUGCUCCUAUUCAUGUCAAUAUGCUAAUAGUUUGAGGGAUCUUCUGGAUUACUUUUUAGUCCCAA
Molecule: messenger RNA, 3894 nt
Organism: Physcomitrium patens
Lineage: Eukaryota; Viridiplantae; Streptophyta; Bryopsida; Funariales; Funariaceae
Source: RefSeq, a predicted model, not a curated record